AUGAAUAUAUUCCGACUAUCAGCAGAUCUUGCUCAUCUUAUUGCCAUUUUCAUCUUGGCUGUGAAGAUGUGGAAAACACGUUCUGUUGCCGGAAUUUCUGGACGUUCACAGAUUCUGUUUGCUGUCGUUUUCACUUCGCGUUACAUGGAUCUGUUCACCAAUUUCAUCUCACUUUAUAAUUCUGCCAUGAAGAUAUUUUUCUUAAUUUCUUCAUAUGGAACAGUUUAUUUAAUGUGGAUGAAAUUUCGAGCUACCUAUGACAGAAAUCAUGAUACUUUCCGUACUGAAUUUUUGUUGCUGCCUUGUAUUAUACUUGCCUUACUUGUUAAUCACGAGUUCACUAUUAUGGAAAUACUUUGGACUUUCUCUAUCUAUCUAGAAUCUGUAGCGAUUAUGCCACAGCUGUUUAUGCUAUCUCGCACUGGUAGUGCAGAAACGAUUACGGCACAUUAUCUUUUUGCUCUUGGUUCAUAUCGUGGGUUAUAUAUAUUGAACUGGAUCUAUCGUUACUACACGGAAGGAUUUUUCGAUCCUAUUGCAGUUAUUUCUGGUAUUGUUCAAACAGUUCUUUAUGCUGAUUUCUUUUAUCUUUACGUGACUCGUGUGCUUCGCCAAAAGCGUGGUCUUCAGUUAUCAGCAUGA
Molecule: messenger RNA, 642 nt
Organism: Dracunculus medinensis (Guinea worm)
Lineage: Eukaryota; Metazoa; Nematoda; Chromadorea; Rhabditida; Dracunculidae
Source: the annotation of a GenBank genome assembly